Psilocybe cubensis is the source of this 1830-nucleotide messenger RNA. RefSeq lists its product as uncharacterized. The record is from RefSeq and is a predicted model, not a curated record. The transcript has 3 exons. Lineage: Eukaryota; Fungi; Basidiomycota; Agaricomycetes; Agaricales; Agrocybaceae. The coding region runs from base 1 to 1830 and encodes 609 amino acids.
AUGCAAUCCGUAAUCCAGGACCUUGAUCCAAACAGUGACUCCAGCCCGCCGCUCAACACUCAAAGGCUUCCCAACUAUGAUAAGCCACCAUUCGUUCAGAUUGAACAUUUUCCGGACAUUGAUUAUGCGCAUACAAGGCCCCCCUAUAACUCUCAUGAGCAGAGGGAGUUCUCUGUCUCUGCAGCGCACAGUCGCUACCACUCUGAAUCCAAUAUACCAGAGCGUCAACGCAGUCCGGACCGUGAAGGAAUCCAGGUGUCUUCCCAUGUUAUUGCGCAACGGUCACAACAGGAUUGGACUGAAGAAAUUACGCGUGAGCUCAGACGCAUCUCAGGCUCUAGUGGACAUUCAGGGCAGCGCACCGGUCACAAUCACUCUGGAUCUGUUGCUAAUCCAGUUGAACGGCGGGAAAGUGGUCCCCAGGAGCCUUUCAAUCGUGGCCGCCGCGAAAUGUCACUCCCCUUCACGCCAGCGCCAUAUCGAGCCGGCAUUGAGGAGAAGAAAUCUGAAGUUCGACGGGUGAUUGCUUACUACUUUCACUCGUCUGCCGUUUCCCCCCAGAACGUUCAUCAAGUAGUCAGUGUUAUAACUGGCAGUACAGACGACUAUGGAGCGUUGCUCUCCCAGCUCAAUAUCCUUGGUCCACCUACCAGGUAUGAAGACAUUGGCGAGGUCUAUAACCGUCUACAUUACAUUGUAUUUGGAGAAGAGAGAAACACGAAUCCUCCAAACUCUCUUUCGUACACCCCUGUCAGUGCUCACAACACCAGUCGUAGAUUUAUUAUCGACAAUGACCCGGGAUCUAUUUCUGCACCGAAUACCCCGAGAGCACAACAGCGCAGUCCUACAUCAGUUAGAGAACCUGCUGCGCUUGCUGCCCCAAUUGCCGUGUAUCCACUAAAUCCGCCUACUUCUCGAUCAACUCCUAGUCCUCCCAUCCAGUCACGGAUCGAUGUUGGAGUGGGAAGUUUGCCUGCACGUCCUGUGUCUCAGAAUAUCAGAGAAUCUUCAGCCACUUCAGGAUUGCGUACCGCGCCAAUUCUUUCCCCCACUUCACAAAAUCAACAGUCUACACCUCCCCAUUCUUCGUUGGACCGGAUGCUUUCCCACGCAUCUAACUUGCCGCUCCCGCCUGUUUCUCCGGCGUCUGUACCCUUGGCAGCAUCAUCCUUUUCUGAGGGAACACCACGCCAGUCUGUUGCCCGUCAUGCCACUCCACAGAGUCAAGUCAGUCCUCCACAUUCUUUGGCACCCAAUUCAAGUGCUUCCUUAUCAUCUGCUACUACCUCACUCUCAACUGCAACAUCCACUAAUAAUACUUCGGCAUAUUUUACCGCGCUAUCUGCCAAGGUGUUUCACACAGAGAUGGAAGGUAUAGACGGCCCAAUCGAUUUUACCUAUACCAUAUCAUGCUCGACAGGGCCUCUUGAUAAUCCACCCGUAGCAGCAUUAGAAGAACCGCCUCAAUCUGGCGACCUUCUCUUCAAUCAGUUCCCACAUGCCGCACAGUCACUCAGGCAAGCACAAGUGUGGAUGUACGUCGACGGUGUUUCUCCUAAUGAGCAAGGAGUUUGGGUAAACAUUUCAUCUAACUACGGAUCAUUUGCGGGACAACCAAUCCCACACCCUAGGGUCCCGAGUCGUUGCCUAAGUGUCUAUCCUGGGAAGGAGGGACGACCACGUUGGAUAAAGGAGGAGACAUGGAGUUCUAAUCAGAAGAAAUAUUUGGCAGAAGCGGAUAAGAAGAAACGAUUAGAUAUAGGCCGUGCAUCGCUGACUCCUGCGCCUUCUGCAUCUCCAUCUAGUGUUGCCAGAAGAUCAAGUGACUGA